Diachasmimorpha longicaudata is the source of this 1527-nucleotide messenger RNA. RefSeq lists its product as uncharacterized. The transcript is spliced from 3 exons. Lineage: Eukaryota; Metazoa; Arthropoda; Insecta; Hymenoptera; Braconidae. The record is from RefSeq and is a predicted model, not a curated record. Bases 1 to 1527 code for a protein of 508 amino acids.
AUGGAUUCUAUUGCUGUAGUGGCGGGUGAUGCAAGAAACAACGAUGGACUAGCCGUACGUCAGGCAAUUACUAAAGGUGGAAAAGCAUUUGAUCUACUGGGACAUUUACAUUGUGACGUGUUCAAUCAAGACAAGUUUUUGAUGAAUGGCGUAGAGUUACGAGUUCGUCUUAUCCGUGCAAAGGACGACUUUUGCCUUAUGGACUCCACUCCCCUGCAUUAUAAGAAACUCAACAGAGACAUCCAACUACCUCGCCAACAUCCAUUGGCCAAGCUCACACCGAGAAUUGAUGAUCAAGGAAUUCUCAGGCUUGGUGGACGACUAAAGAACUCAUUGCUUGAUCCAGACGAGACUCACCCGAUUAUCUUACCACGACAAUCUCGCCUGACAACGCUCAUCAUCAACGAAGCCCACCAGAAAAAACUCCACGGGGGAGUUCAACUCACCAUGGCUCAUAUCAGACAACGAUACUGGAUCGUUGGUGGCAGAAAAUCAGUGCACGCAUUAAUUCUGCGCUGUGCUGUCUGCACCAGAUUCAGGGCAACACGAGCUCAACAGUUAAUGGGUCAACUUCCAACAUCUAGAGCAACGCCUUCAAGACCAUUCCUGCAUACUGGAGUAGAUUAUGCAGGGCCAUUUCCAAUCUUGAAGUGGAGACCAACUAACGCGCAACCAUCAUCAGUUCAUAUAGCUGUUUUUCAUACAAACGACUCACUGGGAGGCGAGGCAUUCCAGAUGUCAUGUACAGUGACAAUGCAACGGCAUUUGAAGGAGCAGCCAACGAACUCAACAGACUCUACAACCAACAAUCUCCAGAAAAUCGACAAAUUAGAGCUGUUCUUGCCUUCAACGGAACCCAGUGGCAAUUCAUCCCACCAAAUGCUUCUCACUUCGGAGGCAAGUGGCAGGCCGCUGUCAACGAAGUAUCAUCUACGACGAGUAUUGGGAACAACAACGUUAACAUACGAAGAGCUCAACACGAUCCUGGUACAAAUCGAGGCCUGUCUCAACUCAAGGUCUAUUGUCCCGAUGAGGGAUGAUCCAGAUGACCUUCAGGCUCUCACACCAAGGCAUUUCCUCAUCGAAGAACCUCUUCAACUGCUCCCAGAGCCAUCUCAACUCAACACAAACAUCAACAAAAUCACACGAUGGAAUCUGGUGACCCAGAAAAUACAACAAUUCUGGUCGAGAUGGUCCAGGGAGUGUCUUCAACGGUACCACUCCAUCUACAAGUGGAAUCAACAGCAACGCAACAUCAAGGUGGGAGACAUGGUCCUGAUGAUCAAUGAUGAUCUCCCUCCAGCACAUUGGCCAGUGGCACGAGUUAUUGCGGUAAGGCCAGGGGCUGAUGGACUAGUGAGAGUCGCAGAACUGCUCACAGCAACUGCAGAGAUCCCAACGAAUCCAGAUGGAUCACCAUCAACGCAGAACAUUCGGGUGCAACGACAUCAACACACCCGACCAAUAGCAAAACUUUGCUUGCUACCAACGGACCCAACACCAGCAGACCAACAAGAUGACAACUAG